Brassicogethes aeneus is the source of this 971-nucleotide messenger RNA. Lineage: Eukaryota; Metazoa; Arthropoda; Insecta; Coleoptera; Nitidulidae. The record is from the annotation of a GenBank genome assembly.
CAACACUGUAAGGAAUAUCAAUACAAUUUAAGGUUAUCUAGUAAAUAAUAUUUACAAUGGAUUUUAAAAUUGAGGAUUUAGAUCUUUAUGAACUUUUAGAAAUUAAUAUAAGUAGUUCUGAAAAUGAUAUCAAAAAAGCAUAUAGAAAAAAAGCGCUACAAUGCCACCCUGAUAAAAAUCCACAUGAUUUGGAGGCCCCAAAAAAGUUUCAUCAGCUAACAAAAAUAUUGGAAAUUUUAACAGAUAAAAUUGCCAAAGCUGCUUAUGAUAAAGUAUUAUUAGGUAAAAAAGAAUCGGCUAUUAGGCACAAAGAAUUGGACAGCAAAAGACGUAAACUUAAAGAAGAUCUUGAAUCAAGAGAACAAAAUGCUAGUAGUUCAAAUAAAAAAAAAAGUGCAAAUGAAAAGUUAAGGGAACAAAUUGAGAGAUUACGUAAGGAGGGAUCAAAGCUUGUUGAAGAAGAAAUCAAUUUUGUAAAUAAAUGUGCCAAAGAAAAUUUAAAAGAUUUACAAGAUGUAAAUGAUCAUAAAAUUAAAAUUAAAUGGCAAGCCUCCAAAAAUGAUCCCAAGAAUGGAGGAUACACAAAAGAGAUACUGGAAAAAUGUAUGUUGAAAUAUGGAGACAUUAAUAUUCUCAUCCUUUCAUCAAAGAAAAAAGGAAGUGCAAUUAUUGAAUUUAAAGAUAGACAUGCUGCAGAGACAGCAGUAAAUUAUGAAAUCGGAUUAACAUCAAAUCCUUUAAAACUAGAAUGGAUUUAUGGAUCACCUAAAUCUGCCCAAGCUACAAGCUCAUUAAUAAAAGAAUCUGAUUUUGAAAGUAUAACUUUAACAAGGUUAAGACAAGCUGAGGAAAGAAAACGUUUAAUAGAAGAAAUUAUAAAAGAUGACCAAUAAACAAUAAUAAUGGUAUUAUACAUUGUGUUUUAAAAAAUAUAAAAAUUAAACUGUUAGUAUUAAUAAAUUUUGUGAUAA